Messenger RNA from Effrenium voratum, 800 nucleotides. The record is from the annotation of a GenBank genome assembly. NCBI's taxonomy places the organism in Eukaryota, Dinophyceae, Suessiales, Symbiodiniaceae.
CCUCGUUACAGUCUGCCCUGUGAGCCGAGCGGAGUGUGACGGGCUUCCAUGACCUGGCGGAGCGCGCUUAUCACGGGUGGGUUGAUCGCGUGGCUAUCAUGGCUGUGGUUCAGGUACCCGCAGGUAAGCAAAAAAGAAAUCUUGGCAGCGCUGGAGCGAUGGACGGCUGAGUGUCGUGCUGUUUUUGCUGAGAUCGCUGCAGUGACACAGGCGAAGGAGGCGAAGGAAAGCGGAGAGGAGCCUUUCAGUGAGGUGCUGGAUCAGCCGUUGCUCCUUGCGCACGGGCUUCGCUCCGCUGCAGCGCAUGCGGCUUUGACGUUGCCAGGAGACUUUUCCGGAGAAGACUUGGAGACUAUCUUCCACAGUUAUUCAGAUGAGCCGCAGGUUCGCAGAGUCCUCUCCGACAUGCAACAGCAGCACGAAGCUUGCCUGGAGGGCGUCAUGCUGCCAGGAGAGAAUUGCUGGCUUGCGCAUGACCGCGCGCGAGACGCCGAAGCAAUACUCCGAGUCUUGCGGGACCUGGGAUCUCGUCGCGCAUCAAAGCUGGCACAGCUGGACCAGGUCAAGGGUGGCCUUGGGCCUGCAAUGAUGAGAUGCUGCGAGGAAGCCGAGGAGGAGUUCUGGGCAGAGAAGUUCCCUGGGAACGAGAUCGCCAAGCUGUCCUUUGGUCCGGCAGUUGCGACGUUCUUGGCAAACGCCAGCUUCAAAGACCGCUGCUCACAACUGGAGACCGAACUCGCGGGCCAGUGCUGAGUGAAAGCGUGGCGUGCGAUUGCAUCAGCACAGGCAUCAUUUGGCUC